This is a messenger RNA of Globicephala melas (long-finned pilot whale), 3312 nucleotides long. It is a transcript of the gene GUCA1B, whose product is annotated as guanylate cyclase activator 1B. Lineage: Eukaryota; Metazoa; Chordata; Mammalia; Artiodactyla; Delphinidae. Gene Ontology annotation, cellular component: cone photoreceptor outer segment; photoreceptor inner segment. The record is from RefSeq and is a predicted model, not a curated record. Gene Ontology annotation, biological process: visual perception. Gene Ontology annotation, molecular function: calcium ion binding; calcium sensitive guanylate cyclase activator activity.
GUAUCAACCCCAAGGGAGUGAUACGUUUCCUUUUUACAGCAGAAUCCGGCCCAUGUCUUUUGUGGUUUCCUUCAUAUCUUUGGGGUAGUUAUGACUUCUCAGUUUUCCACCCUUAAACUAGAGUCCCUGUUCUCUUUUCCCGACCUGCUAUCAGGUAUGAGUGUUCUGAAUGCACACUGCUCAUGUAUCAGACUUACAUUACUGUCAUUAACGUGAAAAGAAUUACAGCCUUGUGCCCCAUGACCUCAUUCUGUUUGCAGCUCAGUUGUCUAGUGUGUCAUUCACAAAUGCCUAAAGCCUGUUUAUCCCAGGUAUAAGCCUCAGAAUUAAGAACUAGUCAAUAAAUCAAGAGCAGUAUAAAAUUAACUGUAUCUAGCAAAGCAGCCAUUGUGACUCAUUUUCAUUUUGAAAGAAAUAAUUCUUUAAAAAUGUAGACCCACAUCUAAUCCUUUUUUUGUGCUUUUUUUACAGACAGUGUCAAUCACUUUAUUAUAAUAGGAUGACUUCUGCGUACUCGCCUCCAGUGGCUCUCUUUUAAAGGUGUACAUCCACUUCCAGCUGUUUUCAGACUAAAGUAGCCUCUAAACCAGAUUACUUAGCACUUCAAAUUAUAUAUUAAAAUCUUGUUUUAAGAUAAAUACAGAGAUAAACUACACACACAACAAAAAUUCAUGGUGUUUCCUUGGCAUAAGUACUUGGCAUAUUUGAAGCCUACUUGAUAUAAACUAGGUAAUUUCUUUAUUCUGAUAGACUGAGAAGCGUCUUUUUGUUUGUUUUUUAAUUGGGUCUCCUGAGUAAAAUAUAUGUUCUGAAAAUUAGAAUUAAUGCCCAAGUCUCAACUUUCUGUUUAUGGUGGUGACGGGAGGUAGUGAGAAAAGUAGACCUGAUGUCAGGAUGGCAGAAGGCAGGUAGGAAGUGAGACGGUUUUUUAUUGAGGUGAAGCCCUGAGUUCACUGUUAUUUUCUCUGAUCUGAAGUAUAGUUUCUUUUCAUAUUAAAUAAAAUAGUGUAAAGGUCUGUUUUAAAUUAUUGGUAGACUCUACAGAUUAAACUCGUUCAGUGCCUAGUUUUGAUGCUUUCAAGAGAAUUAUAUGUCCUUUGACCACUUAGAUAUGCCACAGUAAAUACAUAAAGCAAUUAUUUUAAAUCAGUCUAUUUUUGUAACAUUUCUGUUUGUCAGCUACCCUUCUUCCUUUCUUACACUAUUAAAUUAGCUUUACUGCAACAUUCAUGAGUAGCCGAGUAGAGAAAACAGGCCUGAGUCAGAUAAGAGUUCAAACCCACUAACUGCUAUAAACAGGCAAGGUGUUUAACCCUCUCAGAGCCUCAGUUUACUCAUUAGUAAAAUGUAGGAAAUAAAACUUAUGAAGGUUGGAGUAUUGAAUUAGGUAACUUGUAAAGCACCUCACACAGUACCAGGCAGAUAAUAGACAUUCAAUAAAUACUAGCUAUGUGAAUGAAGAACAUUGCCUGCCAUAUCAGUAAACAAAGGAUGUUGCAGCCAUCAAGCCGUCACGUUACAGCCACCCUGACAGUGCACCCUGAGGAGACUCAGGAUGAGAAGCACAGGAUACUGCCCCCAGAUAGCUGAAGUCAUAUCAAAGGAAUGAUUUCAGUGAGCCCAAACUUGCAUCUCCCCAUACUUAGAAAACUGCAGAAUUCCUUAACUCGAGACACCUGGUUUUCUUUAAUUAAUGGUAAUCUUUUGAUGUUCCGAAUACCUGGUCCUUAUUGCAAAAACCUCUGUAUAUCCUGGCUCUCCCCCUUGCCUCUUCGGAGCAGUCUCUCAGAGUUAUCUGAGAUGCUGUGUCCCGAGCUUAAGUCCUCAGUUUUGUCCACUAAAUAAAACAUAACUCUCGACUUUUAGAUUGUGCUUUUUUUUUUUUUCAGUUGACAGCUAUUACCAGAUGGCCAGAACAAAUUUGAUGAUACAGCAGAUGCUUGUGUGCUGUACUGUUUAAAAACCAGCUGGAAAGGACUUCAGAGUAUCUCUAAGGAGAUGAUGAAGAGCCUGGCUAAGAGGAGGAAAGGGAGGAAGAGGGCCCUCGCCUAAGGAAUCCAUUGGCAGAAGCCCGGGAGGAAGCAUAGACCCUUGCUCCCUGACGUCCCCGGGAGCCAGGAUGGGGCAGCAGUUCAGCGGGGAGGAGGCAAAGGAGAACGGCGUGCUGGACGUGGCGGAGCUGCAGGAGUGGUACAGGAAGUUCCUGGAGGAGUGCCCCAGCGGCACGCUCUUCCUGCACGAGUUUAAGCGCUUCUUCAAGGUCACGGGCAACGAGGAGGCCUCCCAGUAUGUAGAGGGCAUGUUCCGAGCUUUCGACAAGAACGGGGAUGACACCAUCGACUUCCUGGAGUAUGUGGCAGCCCUGAACCUUGUGCUGAGGGGCACCCUGGAGCACAAGCUGAAGUGGACCUUCAAGAUCUAUGACAAGGACCGCAAUGGCUUCCUUGACCGCCUGGAGCUGCUGGACAUCGUGGAGUCCAUCUACAAGCUGAAGAAAGCCUGCAGGGUGGAGAUGGAGGCUGAGUGGCAAGGCAAGCUGCUCACACCUGAGGAGGUCGUGGACAGGAUCUUCCUUCUGGUGGAUGAGAACGGAGAUGGCCAGCUGUCCCUGAAUGAGUUCAUUGAAGGUGCCCGUCGUGACAAGUGGGUGAUGAAGAUGCUGCAGAUGGACGUGAAUCCCGGUAGCUGGAUCUCUCAGCAGAGGCGGAAAAGUGCCGUGUUCUGAGGGCUCCAGCGUCCUGGGAGCCCCUCCAAGACCCCAGGCUCACCAGGUUGCCCCAGGCAUUGAGCUCCACCUUCCCUCCAUGUCUGUGCUCAGGCUGGCGGUCCCCGGCUGACUUCCCAGUCUGAAGUGGUUCACGUGAUGGACAGGACGGUGUGAGCGAAACACAUCCUCUCCUCCCCACCCAGGGGGCUCUCUGCAAGCUGGGGAUUUACCCCCCUUUCCGCUUGUUUGCUCUUUCCCACCCCUGGAUUUUUUUUUACUCCCUGAACUUCCCCCACACCCCACUGAAGCGAAGACUCAAAGUUCAGAAGGAAAGAGCAUCUUUGAAAAAAUGGUCAUAACUGUUCCAGCCUAUGUCUCUCCCCAGGUUCUUGGACAGGUGUUCCUAAAGUUGGGGUGUGCAAAGAAUGGGGAUAGAGCCCACCUAUAACAGAUUGUUCCAAUUCCCAACUGGCUGUCAGGUGUCACUGCAGCAAGAGGGAUUUAGGCUAGAUCAGGGAUGGUCAGGACACUUGCCAUAAACAAUUGAGUCAUAAUCCUGUGGGGAACCAUGUGGCCCCAUGUGCCACCGAGGGGCCAGCAGGGGA